This is a messenger RNA of Calliphora vicina (urban bluebottle blowfly), 1210 nucleotides long. RefSeq names its product serine-enriched protein-like. Gene Ontology annotation, molecular function: protein binding. NCBI's taxonomy places the organism in Eukaryota, Metazoa, Arthropoda, Insecta, Diptera, Calliphoridae. The record is from RefSeq and is a predicted model, not a curated record. The transcript has 7 exons. Bases 107 to 1210 code for a protein of 367 amino acids.
UUAAUAAUGAAAUAAUAUUAAGCGACUAAACGGAUUUUUCAAAUAUUUAUUUUGAAAUCCGUUAAAACGCCAAAAAAAAAUUCAAAAUAUUUUAGUUGAAACCCCAAUGCCUGAAGCUUUAACAUUGCCCGGUAUGGCUGACGCAGAGCCGGACUUAUCAAUAUUUGAAAAUAAAACUGGACUGGCAGAGGAUAUGAAAUUUCUGGCUUCUAUGCCAGAGCUAUGUGAUGUUACAUUUCUAGUAGGUGACACUCGCGAGCCAGUAUGUGCUGUAAAGGCCGUUUUAGCUUCCCGCUCCAGGGUCUUUGCCAAAAUGCUGUAUGCCGCUCCUUCACCGCAAAGAAAACGCGAAACCUCUACCAAGGAAAACAAAUUGCGCCUAUUCCUAAAACGUUCCUCGGAGCCUUUGUUAAAUCUGCAAAAUGCUGCCCAACAGCCGGCCGGUCAGCAACAUCAAACUUUGAUUAUAGAAGAAUUUGAACCGGAUGUAUUUCGUCAACUAAUCGAAUACAUACAUACGGGUUGUGUUACAUUGCAGCCACGUACUUUAUUGGGUGUCAUGAAUGCUGCCGAUUAUUAUGGUUUGGAGGAGCUGAGAAGAGCCUGUGGUGGUUUUGUGCAGUGUUGCAUUAAUGUGGACACAGUGUGUGCUUUAUUGUCGUCAGCCGAACGUUAUAUCCAAUAUAAAUGCACCAAAAGUUUAGUGCAAAAAGUAUUGGAAUUUGUGGACGAACAUGGUAAUGAAGUUUUGAAUUUGGGUAGUUUUACUUUACUGCCCCAGCAUGUGGUGCGUCUGAUAUUGGCCCGUGACGAGCUGAGGGCCGAUGAGUUUACCAAAUUCCAGGCCGCUUUAAUGUGGAGUAAGAAAUAUAAUGAUAAUAAUCAGAACAUCGAUAUGAAAGAGAUUUUGGGUAAUUUCUUGGAAUACAUACAAUUCCAUAAAAUACCCGCCAACGUUUUAAUGCGUGAAAUCCAUCCCUUGGGUUUGGUGCCCUACUCCAUUAUAAUGAACGCUUUGGCCUACCAGGCAGACCCAGAAAGUAUCGACCCCGGAAAAUUGUCUCCCAACUCUAGUCGAGUGAGAAGAGCUCGACAAAAUCAAGGCAGAUCGAUGUCCGUGCAGAGUUCUCUUGAUCCCUAUGGUUCGAAUACAACUUUGAGCUCAAGCGGCAGCAGCGAUCCCACCAGUGGCCCACAUAAUACCAACUAA